AUGUCGACACCCGUUGCAGCCACCACCCCCGCAGUCCCGCUCGGCGUAGCGACCAACACGACCGUGUCGACGCCCGUCAAGAGGCAGGGCUUCUUCGGCCGCCUCAAGGCCCGCAUGAACCACGGACCGAUCCUCGCCAUCCGCCGCGUGGUGUGGAUCCUGCUCUCGGGCAUCCCGCUCGCCCUGCUCUUCGUCAUGUCGGCCAUCGCCUUCGCCGUGACCAUCAUCGGCCUCCCGGUGGCGUGGGAGCUGCUCAAGGUGGCGCGCUACGCCUUCUGCCCGAUCGGAUACAAGGCCGUGCCGGCGUCGGGCCGCGGCAAGAACCCGCUGCGCAACCCCAAGUCGCCGCUCACCGUGGCAGCCAACGUGAUCUGGGCGCUCUUCUUCGGCAUCCCGAUCUCGGUCAUGCUGCUGGGCAUGUGCAUCGUGCAGGCCCUCACCAUCGUUGGCAUCCCGUCGGCGCUCAACUUCCCCAAGAUGGCCAUCUUCGCCCUGUGGCCCAUCGGCAAGAAGAUCGUGAGCGCCGAGAAGUACAAGGCCGCCAAGACCGCCCGCCGCGACCUCGCCACCGCCGAGGCCGUGAGGAGGAACGAGGCCGCCGCCGUCGCCGCCACCACUCCCGUCGAGAUGGUCUAA
Molecule: messenger RNA, 636 nt
Organism: Acanthamoeba castellanii str. Neff
Lineage: Eukaryota; Discosea; Longamoebia; Acanthamoebidae
Exons: 1
Coding region: 1-636 (211 amino acids)
Cellular component (GO): plasma membrane
Source: RefSeq, a predicted model, not a curated record